CAGAAACUUGGCUUAAAAGCAAUGAAACAAAUUCUAAUUUUGAGUUAAGAAACUAUACAUCAGUUCAUCAAAUGCGCGAUAUUUGCGUUGGUGGUGGUAUAAGCAUAUACGUUCUUUCGAUUUUAUUCAACGUAAAGAUCUUAAUGUUAACAAUGCAGAUUGUGAGGCAUUAUGCGUUGAGAUAAUAAAUAAAUUAGCAAAAAUUUCAUAAUCAAUGCUAUUUAUAGAACGCCAGUUGGUAGUUUAAAAACAUUCAAAACUUAUCUGCGCACAUUCCUAAGCACAAAAAAUAUAUUGCAAAAGCAUGUUUACGUAGUUGGGGAUAUCAACAUUGACUUACUCAACCAUGCCUUAAAUUGUGAAGCAAAAACUUUUAUUGAUAUUCUUCUCGAAUACAACCUUAUCCCAACUAUAAACAAAGCAAAAAGAAUAACUAAAAAAUUAUCGACAUUAUUAGAUAAUGUUAUAACUAACAAUUUCCAUUAUAGCCAUUUUAAAACUUGUAUAAUCAAGACUGAUUUAACUGAUCAUUUCCCUAUAUUUCUUAUUACUGAGAGCUACUCACAAAUCAACAGUAUUCAUGAGACAAAUCAAUGAAAGUUCCAUAUGUCAAUUUAAAAAUUUAUUAUAUAAUUACGUCGAUUGGAAUCUUGUACUGCAAUCACACGAUUGCAAGAGUUUCCUCUACACUCAUGUUAAUGGGAAAGGUUCUAUCCAAAGUUUCAUUAACUUUUUUAUAUCUUUAAAAGAAUUGUUUGCUUUAAAUGAACAAAGAAAUCUAUCCCCAAACCAACUUCUUACUACAUUUAAUGUGUUUCCUAUAGAAUAUGAAAUUGCGUUUGAAACUUGCUUAACUUCGUUCACCGCAGGUAACUCUUACUCUAAAUUUUCGAACUUGUUUGAUUUUACUACAGGGAAUUCUGAUAAAGAUGCUAACGGUCUGUAUAGCUACCGAGUUAUUGGUAUGUGGUUUGAUGCAUAUGGUAAAAUGCUUUUUUUUGCAAAUAUUAAUGGAGCAAUUUAUAACCAAUUAUUUACAAAAGCUUUCACAACUGGAUGCAAUCAAUUUGUAAUAAGUCAGCUGCUAUAUAAAGGCUAUUACAACUUUACUAUAAAUAUUGGUGGGAUGAACAUUUUUACGAUAAAAAAUGUAGCUGCAAAAGAAUUUAAAAAUGUUAAAAUGUACUUUUCAGAUCCUUGGUACAUUGCACAAUCUGGAUAUUUUAAAAAUCUUUUAGUGACGAAAAGAUGCUCAGAAAGAAAUUUUUACUGCAAACCUCCAUUAAAAGUAACAUUCGAUUCAACCGUAUUUUCAAAACUUGGAUGCUGGGGAGAUACUCAGGAUAGAGCAUUAGUUAUUCUUGAAGGCAAAUCGCCUGAGGAAAUUCUAUUAUAUCACAAACGCACUGAUCCUCUAAGUUAUUGUUACAAAACUGCAUCAAACUAUGGCUACAGAAUCUUUGCUUUACAAAAUGGUGGACAAUGCUUUGCAGGAAAUAAUGCAUCUUACCAAAAGUUUGGAGUGUCAAACAAAUGCUAUUCGAAUGGUAGAGGUGGACCUUAUGCCAAUGAAGUUUACACAAUAAGCAACAAUAGUUUUGAACUGCAAAAUGAAGUCAAAAACAUAUAUGCUUUGGAUAUCAGUUUUCAUUUGGAAAAUAAUGAUUCAAUAGAUUUAGCAUUUAAUGUAACUUGGGAAUAUUUAAUUCCUCCCUUCAUAAUGCUGCAAUCUGAAAGUUCAUCAGUGGAUGUUAUUAAAAUUAAUUCAAACAAUUUUAAAUAUAAGAUUUUCAAUUUAACACAAAAUGAAAUCAAUCAAAGUAUAACUGUUACAAUUAAUAAUACUCAGUGCUUAUUUGGUACAACUUAUAGUCUUGAUAUACCAAUAAAUUUAUAUUUUGAAAAUGCUGAGGGAAGGUCUUGGGACACAUUCAAAAAAAUAACAAAACAACUAAAUUGUUCAAGUAGCAUUGAGACAAUCAAUCCUAAUCGUGUGCCUGGUAAUUGUGUGCCUGAAUAUUAUGGUCGAGGUAUUUACUCGGACAACGAUAAUUUGCAAAUAUAUGUAUGUAUGAACCAAUUUGUUAAAAGAAUGCGAAGUUCAGCAUGUUUCAUUUCUAAAGAUGAUGGUAUACAUUGGCAAGUAUUAGAUCCAAGCGUAGGAGCAGUUUUGGGUCAUCACAUUUUAAGUGGUGAGUUAUACGCCAUACACAGAAACCAGAAGUCAUAUUUAAAGUUUAACAAAACAUAUAAAAAGUGGUUAGCAGUUACAAAUCGUGAUUUUGAAAUAAACAUUUCUAAAAAUCUUAAUUGGACACUUUUGAAAACAUUAGAGGGAAAUUACGAUCAAGUUGUUUCGUUUGGAACAAACCAAUGGAUGGGUAAUGAAAACGGUCUGUAUUUUAGAAAAUUUGGUGACAAUAUCUGGAUUCAAAGAAUCAAUUGGAGUAUUUAGCAAUUAUUACCGUAAAAUUUUAAACUAGUUUUAGGUUUUGUAAAAGUAAACCUUUAAAAAGUAUAUUUAAUAAUGACGCGUUAUUUCCGGUUUUAUAAGUUUGUAAAACCUUUUCUUUUUUUUUUUUUUAAAAAAACUUUUAAUAAAAGAUUUGAUUUUACAGUAUAACUAUUGAUAUAUUUUAUUUAAUUCAAUUAUUAUGGUUUCUCCAG
Molecule: messenger RNA, 2667 nt
Organism: Hydra vulgaris (swiftwater hydra)
Lineage: Eukaryota; Metazoa; Cnidaria; Hydrozoa; Anthoathecata; Hydridae
Source: RefSeq, a predicted model, not a curated record